Messenger RNA from Penaeus chinensis, 1848 nucleotides. RefSeq names its product PH domain-containing protein DDB_G0287875-like. The coding region runs from base 1 to 1848 and encodes 615 amino acids. The record is from RefSeq and is a predicted model, not a curated record. NCBI's taxonomy places the organism in Eukaryota, Metazoa, Arthropoda, Malacostraca, Decapoda, Penaeidae. The transcript is spliced from 2 exons.
AUGAAAGACUCGGAGCCCAGCAACUCAUAUAAGCCCACUUACAGUAGGGAGAACAGCUAUCUUGGCAGCGAUACAGGCAGUGGGUCAGGCUGGAGAUCCCGUGUGUACGGAAGUGACGCCGAAACGAACUCGAACACUUACACGAGGACUAGAACUCGUGACAUGACAAACUCUGCUGACCAGGCGGAUCAGGCGAAAUCAACUCAACAAAAUGGCACUGAUGUCGCUGUACCUGCUUUCAGAGAUGCUAUUGAUAAAUUGACUAAAGCUGCAAUGGAUGACCAGAGGGAAGGGAAAAAUUUAGAGCUUUUGUCUCCGAAUGCAGUGAGAGUCUUACCGAGCUUUACUCCAGGGGAAAUUGUACUAAAGAACAAAGCUCCAGCCGACUUUAGUUCCGCUGCUGAAAGUUCUGAUGAUGAAGCAAAUAAGAAGAAAGAUGAAAAUAAGGCAACAGAGCCUACAUCAAAUACCACAAGCACGCCUACUCGAGCUUUCCGCCACCUGGCAGCUGUGCCAGCACUGCCAACGAAGCCUUCUACUUCUCCAACACAAGGCUUGGCUGCUCCUCCUACCUUCAAACGAUCGUCCAGAUACUCAACCGCCGCCACAGAGAGCCUUCCGACUUCCACGUCGCCGUCCAAAUGGUUGAAAGACAAGGACGAAUCAGCCUCACCGACGCCAACGGCGCGCACUAGAAGCAACCUAGCCGUUGGUGACUCGAGUCCAAAGUCCACGUCGCCUCUUCCACCUCGCUCUCCCGUCCUCGGCCAUGGGAAAGCAUCCACUUCCCCAACAGUCGAGAGAAAAGGAACAUCAGACAUUGGAAAUAAGGAAUGCCGAAAGUCAGUCCUUAAUAUGGAUAUCAAAGCUAGUGAUACAGAAGCUAUGAGGAAGCAGCAAGAAGAGAAGAGAGAAGAACUAAGAAGACUAAGGAGACAGCGGGGAAAUGAUGAUGACAAAGGAAGCAGAAGACCUCCCACUGGGACUGUGAGGACAAGGUCAGGAGCCAAGCUCGAAGAGAUAAGUCGACAGCGAUCUAAAGGCUCUGGAUCUGACCUAACGAAACUGGGAUCACAGACGAAAGUUCCAGAAGAGGAGGAGGAAUCUAGCAGUAGUGACGAAGAAAAACGAGAAGACAAACCUCCAGUGCCUCCUUCAGUGGAGAAAACAUCGUCUAAGUCCAGGGUUGUAGAAAGAAAACAUUCCAAAGGUAAAGGAGAUGCCAUGCGCCGCAGUGGUUCAAUGCGACGCUUCCGACAGUCGUCUCAGACAAGCAAAACAUCCUCUGAGUCCUCCUCGUCGGAGAGUGAGGAUGAAACGCCUGUGGUCACCAUCACUCUACGCAGAAGGCAGAGGAGCUCCCGAGAAGAUAUGUCAGGAGAAAAUCAAAGUCGUCUAUCUCCACGAACAUCCCCACGGAUGGCGAAAAAGGGUUCCUCAGACGAUAUACUGGAAGGUCAGCGAUCUCGCAACAACUCGACAUCGAAUUUUGUUGGGAGGAGAUCGCGCCAAAGUUCAAAUAACUCAUCGUCCAAUCUGGCUAGAUCUCGCUCGGGUAAUAAUUCUCGCGGCAGUAUCGGCGAUGUAGAAAAAUCCCGAAGUAAUUCACGAUCCAGCAUUCUUGGCGACAAAAAACUAUCCAUUGGCCCAGACAUUGACAUAGGAGAGAGGAACGACUCAUCUAGCAAAAUUGCAGGGAGCAGGAGCAAAAGCAAUAACAAUCUUUUGCGUGGCAAAUCCGGCGAUAAGCUUAAACGAACAAAAGAAGCCAAGAGUGAGAGUUCCAGUGAGAGUGAGACAUCGGAAACCUCAGAGUCCAGUGAAUCUGCCGGCGAAGAAGCUCACUGA